AUGUGGAACAACGUUGAAGAUGAAAGUCCUCAAGAUUUUAUCAACUAUCCAUCAGAUAUGUUGCUGUAUUACAGCUACACCAACAUACAACAGACCAACUGCAGAUCCUACUUCACUGAAACAGGAAGAGCAGACUUCUCCGUCCUGUCCAGCACGUUGGAUGGAAGAAAGGUUGAGCUACUGAACAAUGCCAAAAAGUGCCUGAACAUCCAAGGGACACAGCUCAGUCGAGAUCAUGUCGAGGUCCUGGGCAACAUGGCCUGUACUCUGGAUGAGAACUACAUUCAGAAUUCUGACUUUUACAUCCUGGAGAAACUAAAGAAAUGCAAUGACUUCUCAGAUGAGCAGAUUACAGCUAUGGAGAAUGUUAUCUGCAGUGGCAACACCACAUAUGGAAACCCAAGUACAUGGAAUGUGACCACUCUAGAACAGCUUGACAUUCUUCCACUGUACUUAAGAGAAAACUUCUGGAGACACAUCAGCACGCAAAAUAAAAGCAUGUUCCUGAAGAAAUUCAUGAAAAGACUGCGUACAAACAAGACAGAGAAGAGGAAACUGAAGAAGCUGUUCAAAGCAUGCACCGUGUCUUUGAGAUCCAAACGAAGCACUGUAAAUGCAUGUCCAGACUCCCUUGGCAACAUUACUCAAGUGACCAUAAGCGAUGACGCGUUCCCCUUUGGGUACGAGACCACCACGUUCAACCACUGUCUGAGCGCCCAAGUAGUAAUGGACAAUCUGGCCAGCCUGACUGAGAAGAUAGAUGAUGAUGGCAUGCAACAGGUCAUUUUGGAGAAGCUACACCAGGCGUACCCCGAAGGUCUCUCAGACCAGCAGGUUCAGGUGCUUGGGUCGGUGUCUCGUGUGGCCUCCAUAGAGCAGAUCAACAAGUGGAACAUCACUACAGUGGACACACUGGCAGCACUGAUGGACAAUGACAAUGGAGAAUGGGACUCUGGCAAAGUAGGGAUAUUUAACUUUACACCAACAACGUCUUUAAAUGGUGUUUAA
Molecule: messenger RNA, 1008 nt
Organism: Coregonus clupeaformis (lake whitefish)
Lineage: Eukaryota; Metazoa; Chordata; Actinopteri; Salmoniformes; Salmonidae
Product: mesothelin-like protein
Exons: 7
Coding region: 1-1008 (335 amino acids)
Biological process (GO): cell-matrix adhesion
Cellular component (GO): cell surface
Source: RefSeq, a predicted model, not a curated record